Molecule: messenger RNA, 8198 nt
Organism: Onychostoma macrolepis
Lineage: Eukaryota; Metazoa; Chordata; Actinopteri; Cypriniformes; Cyprinidae
Product: NACHT, LRR and PYD domains-containing protein 3-like
Molecular function (GO): protein binding
Source: RefSeq, a predicted model, not a curated record
ACUUAAGCUCCUCCUUGUCGGGUGACACAUGAAAGUGAAACUAUUAUAUAAGCAUCCAUUUUGUCAUGAGGAAGAAAACAACAUUAAGAGAGAAAAACACAGUCAUUACUGUGGACUAAAUAUUUUGAGUCAGAGGAGGAUUUGAGAAAAUUAAUUGCUGAGAUGAUUCAUAACUCACUCUGUGGACCAACAUCUGUAUCUGCUUUUAGAUGAAACCACAGCCUUCAGAAUGAAUCUCUCUGAAGAACAUGAAAUAAACAUAAAGACAGUCAAGUGUCUGAUUCAGGGGGGUGAAUCAGAUUUACCUGAACACAUCGAUGUGUCUGUGAGGAAAAAUCUUUCAGAUCUCUGCAGGGAGGAAGACUCUUCUGUUGAGCCCAGUCUCUGUGAGAAUGAAUCUCCUGAACCCAGCUGUGUGUCCAUGAAGAGUGACUGGUCAAUGGAUCGUCCAAUUAAAUUCAGCUCGGGAGAAUCAUCUGCUGAUCUGAGUCAAAAACCUAAAGAAUCAGAAUCAUCUACACCAAAGAAGAACUUGGGCUCCAUUUUCAAGGAGCUUGAGCAGAAAAUUAUCUCUGUAAUGAAGACUGAGCUUGAAAGUUUUAGAAGACUGUUGAGUCCAGAUUACCCAGAAUGCUCUGAAAGAGACCAUUAUGAUGAUGAGUGUCAUAGCAGAGUCAGAGAGGGGCUUCUGAAGAUCACACUGGUCAUCCUGAGGAAGAUGAACCAGAAAGACCUCGCUAACACACUACAGACCAAACUGAUGCCUGUGUAUCAACAAAAACUCAAAUCCAGACUACAGGAUAAAUAUCAGAGAAUCAAUGAAGGAAUGUCCAAUCAUGGAGACUCAACACGUCUGAAUGAGAUCUACACAGAGCUCUACAUCACAGAGGGAGGCAGCGGAGAGGUCAAUAAUGAACAUGAGGUGAGACAGAUUGAGACAGUGUCCAGGAGACCAGAGACACAGGAGACACCAAUCAACUGCAAUGACAUAUUUAAACCCUCACCUGGACAAGACAAACCCAUCAGAACUGUGCUGACUAAAGGAGUCGCUGGAAUUGGAAAAACAGUCUCUGUGCAGAAGUUCGUUCUGGACUGGGCUGAAGGAAAAGCCAAUCAGGAUGUUCAUUUCAUAUUUCCACUUCCUUUCAGGGAGCUGAAUUUGCUACAGAAAAAUCUCAGUUUUGUGGAUCUUCUAAACGACCUUCACACAGAAACCAAAGAAUUUAAGUCAGCAGAUUACGAUGACUACAAAGUCAUGUUCAUAUUUGAUGGUCUGGAUGAGUGUCGACUACGUCUAGAUUUCCAAAAUAAUCUGAGUUUGUCUGAUGUAACAGAAUCAGCCUCAGUGGAUGUGCUGCUGACCAACCUCAUCAAGGGGAAUCUACUUCCUUCUGCUCUCCUCUGGAUCACCUCUCGACCAGCAGCAGCCAAUCAGAUCCCUCCUGAGUGUGUCAACCAGGUCACAGAGGUACGAGGAUUCAACGAUCCUCAGAAGGAGGAAUAUUUCAGGAAGAGAAUAAAUGAUCAGAGUCUGGCUGAUAGGAUCGUCACACACAUCCGAUCAUCUAGAAGUCUGUUCAUAUGUCACAUCCCAGUCUUCUGCUGGAUUUCAGCCGCUGUUCUGGAGAGGAUGAUGGGUAAAGCAGAGAGUGCAGAGAUUCCCAAGACUCUCACACAAAUGUUCACACACUUCCUGAUCUUUCAGACCAAACUGAAGACUCAAAAGUAUGAUGGGAAACGUGAACUUGAUCCUCGUCAGGCUAGAAAGACUAUUCUGUCUCUAGGAAAACUGGCUUUUGAACAGCUGGAAAAAGGGAACCUGAUCUUCUAUGAGGAUGACCUGAAAGAGAGCGGCAUUGAUGUCAGAGAAGUGUCCGUGUACUCAGGAGUUUGUACCCAGAUCUUCAGAGAGGAGUUUGGACUACAGCUGGGGAAGGUGUACAGCUUUGUUCAUCUGAGUAUUCAGGAGUUUCUUGCUGCUUUAUUCAAGCUACUGUCAUUUUCUGAACAAAACACAGGACUGUGGAAUGAGUUCAGAUCACCAAUGAACAGUUUACUGAAGGGAGAAGUAGACAAGGCCUUACAGAGUGAGAACGGACACUGGGACCUUUUCCUCCGGUUUCUUCUAGGUCUCUCACUGGAGUCUAAUCAAACUCUCUUACAAGGCCUCCUGAGAAAGACACUAAGCAGCUCUGAUAUCAAUCAGGAAACAGCUGAAUACAUCAAACAGAAGAUCAGGGAGAAUCCCUCUCCAGAGAAAUCCAUCAAUCUGUUCCACUGUCUGAAUGAACUGGAUGAUCGUUCACUGGAGCAGGAGGUACAAACAUACCUGAGCAGAGCAGGUUCCCGUCGCCUCUCUGGAGUCAAACUGUCUGCUGCUCAGUGGUCGGCUCUGGUGUUUAUGCUGUUGAACUCAGAAGAAGAGCUGGAUGAGUUUAAACUGAAUAAAUAUGAUUCAUCAGAAGAAUGUCUCCUGAGGCUGCUGCCAGUGAUCAAAGCAUCUAGAAAGGCUGAUCUUUCCAACUGUCAUAUUACACAGGAAGGAUGUGCUGCUCUGAUUUCAGCUCUAAGAUCAAACCCCUCACACCUGACAGAACUGGAUCUGAACAAUAAUAAUCCAGGAGACUCAGGUGUGAAGCUGCUCUCUACUCUACUGGAGGACCCACACUCUAAACUGGAGAAACUACAGCUAUGGGGCUGCAGUAUUGGAGAGGAAGGCUGUGCAGCUCUGAUUUCAGCUCUGAGAUCAAACCCCUCACACCUGACAGAACUGAAUCUGAACUAUAAUAAACCAGGAGACUCAGGAGUAAAGCUGCUCUCUGCUCUACUGGAGGAUCCACACUGUAAACUGAAGAAACUACAGCUGAGUUCCUGCAGUUUUAGAGAGGAAGCAUGUGCUGCUCUGAUUUCAGCUCUAAGAUCAAAUCCCUCACACCUGAGAGAACUGGAUCUGAACUGUAAUAAACCAGGAGACUCAGGAGUUAAGCUGCUCUCUGCUCUACUGGAGGAUCCACACUGUAGACUGGAGAAACUACAGCUGUGGGACUGCAGUAUUGGAGAGGAGGGUUGUUCUGCUCUGAUUUCAGCUCUAAGAUCAAACCCCUCACAUCUGACAGAACUGAAUCUGAACUGUAAUAAACCAGGAGACUCAGGAGUGAAGCUGCUCUCUGCUCUACUGGAGGACCCACACUCUAAACUGGAGAAACUACAGUUGUGGGACUGCAGUAUUAGAGAGGAAGGCUGUGCUGCUCUGAUCUCUGCUCUGAGAUCGAACCCCUCACACCUGAGAGAACUGGAUCUGAGCUUUAAUAAACCAGGAGACUCAGGAGUGAAGCUGCUCUCUGCUCUACUGGAGGAUCCACAAUGUAAACUGGAGAAACUACAGCUGUGGGAUUGCAGUAUUAGAGAGGAAGGAUGUGCUGCUCUGAUUUCAGCUCUGAGAUCAAACCCCUCACACCUGACAGAACUGAAUCUUAGUCGCAAUGAACCAGGAGACUCAGGAGUGAAGCUGCUCUCUGCUCUACUGGAGGAUCCACACUGUAAACUGGGGAAACUACUGCUGUGGGACUGCAGUAUUAGAGAGGAAGGCUGUGCAGCUCUGAUUUCAGCUCUGAGAUCAAACCCCUCACACCUGACAGAACUGAAUCUAAACUUUAAUAAACCAGGAAACUCAGGAGUGAAUCAGCUCGCUGCUCUACUGGAGGAUCCACACUGUAAACUGGAGAAACUGCAGUUGUGGCGCUGCAGUAUUGGAGAGGAAGGCUGUGCUGCUCUGAUUUCAGUUCUAAUAUCAAACCCCUCACACCUGAGAGAACUGAAUCUGAGCAAUAAUAAACCAGGAGACUCAGGAGUGAAGCUGCUCUCUGCUCUACUGAAGGAUCCACACUGUAAACCGGAGAAACUAUAUAUUUGACAGUGGAAACUCCGCAAGCUCCGAUCAAGUGAAUAAAAACAACAUGUUCUGAACAAGACUGUCACCUGGACAAAUGCUGAUACUGAUCCAGCAGUUUAAAAGAACAGAACAGUAUUAACAUAUUCUAGUUUUAUUCCAAAGCCUAGGUACUUGGAGUAUAUAGAAUGAGUAUAAUAUAUAUAUAUAUAUAUUAAUGUUGUUUAAUACUGUAUACUGAGCCAUUAAUACAGUCAUUCCAAAUGUAAUGCCAGCUGUUUGUCCAUCAUCAUUCAUUCAUUAAAACAUGAAUCAAAACAAACAGUCAGUGAUAUAACCAUAAUAAUCCUCAUUGAGAGUAAUCCUCAGUGAGAGAAACACCAGUAUGUAAAUGAGUAAUUUUCAAAACUGUAAAAGAGAGUGAGGUACCUACAUACUGUAGUUUCCAAACUAGAAACAAGAUACAUAAGACAACAAUCAGAAUUUCAAGUUCAAACUUGAUAAAACUCCAGGAAUGCAGUAAUAACACCUACAUAAGAAUAUUUAUUUUUAUUCCAAUUUAUUAUCCCUUGUCUUCCUUUUGAUUGUAUUAUUAAACAUAUGUAUUGUUUUAAUUUAAUUUUGUAUUUUUGUUGUUUAAUGUUUAGCAGAUUUCCAUGUUCUGAAGCUGUAAUAUGUUGUUUUUCAUGCCAAUAAAACAACUGAACAUAAACUGUCCCAGCAGGCACACAACGUCAUAAGACGUUAAUAUUUGGUUAGAUUUAGGUUGCGACGUCAGGUAACCAAAAUUCAAUGUCAAGCCAACGUCUAAUGACAACAUUACUGUGACGUCCAAUACCGACGUCAGCUGACAUUGAUAUUUUGUUGUUUUUAGGUUGUGUUGUAAAGUAACCAAAAUCCAACGUCGAGCCAACGUCUCAAGCCAACGUCACAUUGACGUCAAAUACUGAUAUUUAGUCAUCAGGUAUGGCAAACAAAACCCAACAUCUCCUAGACGUCAUAAUGGUAACAUCCACACAACGUCAAAUUCUAACAUCAUUAGACGUUGAUAUUUAGUUAGGUUUAGGUUGUUGCAUUAACUAACCAAAAUCCAUUGUCAAGCCAACGUCUUAAGCCAACAUCAUAUUGAUGUCAAAUACUGACAUUUAGUCGUCAGGUAUGAUGACCAAAACCCAACGUCUCGUAGACGUCAUAUUGGUAACUUCCACACAACGUCAAACUCUAACAUCAUUAGACGUUGAUCUUUUGUUAGUUUUAGGUUGUGGCAUUAAAUAACCAAAAUCCAACAUCAAGCCAACGUCUUAAGCCAACAUCAUAUUGAUGUCAAAUACUGACAUUUAGUCGUCAGGUAUGGCAACCAAAAUCCAACGUCUCCUAGACGUCAUAUUGGCAACGUCCACACAACGUCCAACUCUAACAUCAUUAGACAUUGAUCUUUUGUUAGUUUUAGGUUGUGGCAUUAACUAACCAAAAUCCAACGUCAAGCCAACGUCUUAUUGAAGUCAAAUACUGACAUUUAGUUGUCAGGUUUGGCGACCAAAACCCAACGUCUUGUAGACGUCAUAUUGGUAACGUCCACACAACGUCCAACUCUAACAUCAUUAGACAUUAAUCUUUAGUCAGUUUCAUGUUGUGGCAUUAAUUAAACAAAUUCCAACGUUGAGCCAACGUCUUAAGCCAACAUCAUACUGAUGUCAAAUUCUGACAUUUAGUCAUGAGGUACACUGUAAAAAAAAAAAAUCUAUUUUACAGAAUAUAACUGUACAUAUUUACAGUAUUUUUCUGUUAUUUUAAAUUAUAAGUAAAAUUCUGUAAAACAACAUCUAUAAAUUAAAAACUUGACUGUUAUUUUAAGUAAGCUAUUAUAUCUUUAAUGACAAAUUAUAGUAGUUCUCAUUUUUUUAACACAGGAAAAUGGCUGUAUUAUUUAUACUGUAUUUUUUCUGUAUUCUUAAAUUGCAUAUAAUUUAAAUGUAAAAUAACACAAAUAAUCUGUAAUAUGUAGCUCAUUAUAUUAAAGGUUUAUGCCCAUAGUAGCUGUUUAGCAUUUUUCUUUGUAAUUUUAAAGUACAUCAUAUUAGUUUUAUAUUUACAUCAAAUAAUGCAUAGUCUGUUUUUAAAGAGUAAAGCUGCACUACUCUCCAGGUUCUAACUUUCAGGCCUCUGCCCACACACCAGUUGAUCCAAAUUACUUUGCAAAGGAAAUUGUGAACAGAGAAAAGUACACAUAAUCUUUAAAAGCUCAAACUCUCCAAAAAAAAAAAUCCAUUGACUUUCACAAACAUGGCAUACAGCCAUUGUAAAUUAUUGGUAUGUUAUCUGAACAGAAUGUGCAUUUGUUAUUUGUGUGAGAGAAACCCUAUACCUACGGAGAAAUUUGAAAUUAGAAAAAAACAGAGCAUGGAGAAAAGGGUCUGAAAGGACUGGAAUGCAUACCAUAACAUUUUGAAUCCUCGAUUUGUCAAAUGUGCAUGUGCAUAUGGAAAGACCAUAAUUUACCAUAGUUUACAUUUUCCCAUACCAUGAAUGCUGUAACGGCAUUACCACUGCAGUCAACAGUGUAAUCUGUAGACAAAUGUUGCAAUUAUGACAGUAUUUGCAGUAAGUGUUACUGUGGACAAAGGAAUAAACCUAAACCAACAGGUGGUGUAACACUGUCUGCAAUACAGCAAAGUACUGUCAGAUACAGAAAAUGCCACAGUUGUAUGCACAGCUGCAUUUAGGCAUAAGAGUGGUUAUACAGUUGAGACAAGGGAUUUGCUAAAGUUCAAAAGGGUCAUUAUUGGUCAUGUGAAUGUAACUGUAAUUUACGAGUAUAGACAGUAUGUACACACUGUCUGUACUCCUAAACCUAACCCUAUUUUAACUCUAAAUUCAUAGGGAAAUUAUAGGUGAAUAGUGAAUAGCACACAUACACUUAUAAGCAUAAGUGAAAACACCAUUUUACCAAUUAAUUACAUGUAACAGCCUAAAAAAUUUAUUUUUUAUUAUUUAUUUUUGUUAUUUGAUGUCUCUUUUUGUUGCUUUGGUCAUGAUUGGUUAAUCUAAACGUCAUCCAGGAAUCUGGCCAAUGACAACUGGGCACGCCUCCUACCGCUCAAAUUUGAAUUUACACACCAGUCUGUUGCUGCUCUGUUUAUCUGCAGUCCUGCUCCGUUCAAUGCAGUAGUAAUGGCUUUUACAUGGAUUAUCACAUAUCUGACAGAUUAAUUCUUAUUUUGACCGAUUUUGAGUUAAACGGUGCAGAUUGAGAACGAUAAAGCGUGAAUAUGAACACAGACACAAUGGCUAAUGGACACAUAUUGCAAACGGCAGAAGGUAAAUACCAUUUAUAAUUUUUCUACUGUUACUGUUAAAGUGAUAUGCUAAUCGCGAUGACAUAAUCUGUUACUGUUUUGAUAUUAUGUUUUAAUAAAGAUAAGGCUGUGUGUAAUGACGAUGUUGUGGCCAUGAUUUAAAGUGACUACUUUGUGUUUUUAAAAAUUUGUUUAUAUCGCGGAAUGUAAAUAUAUCCACGUAACAUAGUGCUACGAGUUACUGACGUUUUAAUAGAGAAACAUGCAUGAAUGACAGAAUAAAUAGCGGGACAUGUAUGAUGUUAAUACAGAAGGCCACCGUUUGCUGAUCUUAUUUUUAAUAACAGUAUGAAAUAGUAAAAAUAACUAACGUUAUAUUGUUAUUUUAUUGUAAAAUAAAAUGUCUCACUGUGGAACAUGAAAAACUGGCAUAUACACUUGUUCAACAGAGAGGACAUGAAACCACCAUUCUUGGACUCUGAAGAAUACUAUGCAAAGCAUGCUUUUGGAUCUACUGUUAAGUCUUUGUAAUAAAGCUGGUGAGUAGGCUAAAUAAAGUCCAUGUCUCUGUCAGUAAGUCAACAAUAUUGUUCUAUUAAACCUGUUAAUAUUUAUUUGUGUGUGUGUGUGUGUGUGUGUGUGUGUUUUCCCUCUCAUGGUCCAGAGGUUUUGGGAUUGAAAAUCUUCUGCCACAUGAUCCGUAAAAGUAAGUAUACAUGUCAUGCUAACAUUAAUUCUUUAAAUGAUCAUGUGCUAUUAUAUGUGCUGAAAUGUGAACACAGCAAAGCAGGUAAACUCUGCACCAAGGCACCAAUCUGAUUCAAAGUUCAUUCUUGAGUUUAGCUCACUCAACAUGAAAACUCCCUCAUCAUUUUUUCACCCUCAUGUCUUUUUUGAUCUUCUUUUGUGUCAGUUAUGCAGAUUGGAUUUUUAGCUGUACAGAACCGCUCGUUUUGCUGCUUGAUAUUGCAAAUUGGUGUGUCUUACCAUGUUAUUUUAGUGUAUUAGCUUAA